UUCAAGCUCCAGCUCCGAACCGGCCCUGAAACACCGUUGGUGUGAAUGAGCAGGUGGUUGUGUGUGUGUGAAGGUGUGAGCUCUGCUAUGAAUCCCUGUGAGGACACUGAACCCGCUCUGAGUGGGGACCCUGAACGCCUCACCAAAGCUCAGAGCCCAGAGCAGCAGCAUGGACCUGGACCUGGACCUGGACCUGGACCUGGACCUGGACCUGGACCUGGACCUGGACCUGGACCUGGACCUGGACCUGGACCUGGACCUGGACCUGGACCUGGACCUGGACCUGGACCUGGACCUGGACCUGGACCUGGACCUGGACCUGGACCCAGCUGUGUGUCCAUGAAGAGUAACCAGUCUAUCGGUGCACCAAUCUAUUUUAAAGGCAGACCUUCAGAGACAGAGAGGAGGCUGGAGGAACCUGAACACAGCUGUGUGUCCAUGAAGAGUGACUGGUCUAUGGACAAACCUAUUCACUUCAAAGAUGGACGACACUCUGCUGGUCAAAGAGAGGACCAGCAGAGCUCAGAGGCUCCCAGAGGUCAGUCUGCCCAGCAGCAUCAGACACAGCUGGACUCCACAUUUAUGCUGCUGGAGGACAACAUCAUCACUUUUGUGAAGAACGAGCUGAAGAAGAUCCAGAAGGCUCUGAGUUCAGAUUACCCAGAAUGCUUAGAGAGUCAGAGGGAGGAUGAGGAGGUGUUGGACGGUGAGGAUGAAGAGCAGAGGAGGAGCAGCAGAGAGGCAUUUCUGAACAUCUCACUGCACUUCCUGAGGAGCAUGAAGCAGGAGGAGCUGGCUGACCGUCUGCAGAGCAGAAGUCGUUCUGGAGUGUGUCAGCGUAAACUUAAGUCUAACCUGCAGAAGAGGUUCCAGUGUGUGUUUGAGGGUAUUGCUAAAGCAGGAAACCCAACCCUUCUGAACCAGAUCUACACAGAGCUCUACAUCACAGAGGGGGGGUCUGCAGAGGUCAAUGCUGAACAUGAGGUCAGACAGAUUGAAACAGCAUCCAGGAAACCAGACAGACCAGAAACACCCAUCAGACAAGAAGACCUCUUUAAAGCCUCACCUGGAAGAGAUGCACCAAUCAGAGCAGUGCUGACAAAGGGAGUGGCUGGCAUUGGGAAAACAGUCUUAACACAGAAGUUCACUCUGGACUGGGCUGAAGGCAAAGCCAACCAGGACAUCCUGUUCAUAUUUCCAUUCACCUUCAGAGAGCUGAACGUGGUGAGAGAGAACAAGUACAGCUUGGUGGAACUCGUUCAUCACUUCUUCCCUGAAACCAGAGACGCAGGAAUCUGCAGGUUUGAUCAGUUCCCGGUUGUGUUCAUCUUUGACGGUCUGGAUGAGUGUCGACUUCCUCUGGACUUCCUCAACACUGAGAUCCUGACUGAUGUCACAGAGUCCACCUCAGUGGAUGUGCUGCUGACAAACCUCAUCCGGGGGAAGCUGCUUCCCUCUGCUCGCCUCUGGAUAACCACACGACCUGCAGCAGCCAAUCAGAUCCCUCCUGAGUGUGUGGACAUGGUGACAGAGGUCCGAGGGUUCACUGACCCACAGAAGGAGGAGUACUUCAGGAAGAGAUUCAGAGAUCAGGAGCAGGCCGGCACCAUCAUCUCCCACAUCAAGACCUCACGAAGCCUCCACAUCAUGUGCCACAUCCCAGUCUUCUGCUGGAUCUCUGCUUCAGUUCUGGAGGAGGUGUUGAAAACCAGAGAGGGAGGAGAGCUGCCCAAGACCCUGACUGAGAUGUACAUCCACUUCCUGGUGGUUCAGUCCAAAGUGAAGAACGUCAAGUAUGAUGGAGGAGCUGAGACAGAUCCACACUGGAGUCCAAAGAGCAGGAAGAUGAUGAAGUCUCUGGGGAAACUGGCUUUUGAGCAGCUGCAGAAAGGCAACCUGAUCUUCUAUGAGUCCGACCUGACAGAGUGUGGCAUCGAUAUCAGAGCAGCCUCAGUGUACUCAGGAGUGUUCACACAGGUCUUUAGAGAGGAGAGAGGACUGUACCAGGACAAGGUGUUCUGCUUCGUCCAUCUGAGCGUUCAGGAGUUUCUGGCUGCUCUUCAUGUCCAUCGGAAAUAUAUCAACUCUCGUAUCAACCUGCUGGCAGAAGAACCAACAACCACCAGGCUGCUUAAAGUCUUAAGACCCAAACCUAAACUAACACACCUCUACCAGAGUGCUGUGGACCAGGCCUUACAGAGUCCAAACGGACACCUGGACUUGUUCCUCCGCUUCCUCCUGGGUCUUUCACUGGAGACCAAUCAGAAACUCCUCCGUGGCCUGCUGACAGAAACAGGAAGUAGCUCAGAGACCAACAAGGAAACAGUCCAGUACAUCAAGAAGAAGAUGGAUGAGGAUCUGUCUCCAGAGAGAAGCAUCAACCUGUUCCACUGUCUGAAUGAACUGAAUGAUCGUUCUCUAGUGGAGCAGAUCCAACAGUCCCUGAGUUCAGGAAGUCUCUCCACAGAUAAUCUGUCUCCUGCUCAGUGGUCAGCUCUGGUCUUCAUCUUACUGUCAUCAGAAGAAGAUCUGGACGUGUUUGACCUGAAGAAAUACUCUGCUUCAGAGGAGGCUCUUCUGAGGCUGCUGCCAGUGGUCAAAGCCUCCAGGAAGACUCUACUGAGUGGCUGUAACCUGUCAGAGAGAAGCUGUGCAGCUCUGUCCUCAGUCCUCAGCUCCCAGUCCUCUAGUCUGAGAGAGCUGGACCUGAGUAACAACGACAUGCAGGAUUCAGGAGUGAAGCUGCUGUCUGCUGGACUGGAGAGUCCACACUGUACUCUGGAGACUCUCAGUCUGUCAGGCUGUCUGGUCUCAGAGGAAGGCUGUGUUUCUCUGGCUUCAGCUCUGAGAUCCAACCCCUCCCAUCUGAGAGAGCUGGACCUGAGCUACAAUCAUCCAGGAGACUCAGGAGAGAAGCUGCUGUCUGCUGGACUGGAGGAUCCUCUCUGGAGACUGGACACGCUCAGGGUGGAGCCUGCUGGAGUCCGAUGGCUGAGACCCGGUCUGAGGAAGUAUUCCUGUGAACUCUCACUCGACACAAACACAGCUCACAGGAACCUCAAACUGUCUGAGGACAACAGGAAGGUGACAUGUGUGGAGGAGAAGCAGCCAUAUCCUGAUCAUCCAGAGAGGUUUGAUGGCUGGCAUCAGCUGAUGUGCAGAGAAGCUCUGACUGGUCGCUGUUACUGGGAGGUCGAGUGGAGAGGAAGGGUUGAUAUAUCAGUGACUUACAGAGGAAUCAGGAGGAGAGGAAACGGAGAUGACUGUGUGUUUGGAUGGAAUGAUCAGUCCUGGAGUCUGAGAUGCUCUGAUGAUCGUUACUCUGUCUGUCACAAUAACAGAGAAACACACAUCUCUUCCUCCUCCUCCUCCUCCUCCUCCUCCUCCUCCUCCUCCUCCUCCUCCUCCUCCUCUGGUAGAGUAGCAGUGUAUCUGGAUCAUCCUGCUGGCUCUCUCUCCUUCUACAGAGUCUCCUCUGACACACUGACCCACCUCCACACCUUCAGAACCACAUCCACUGAACCUCUCUAUGCUGGGUUCUGGUUCAGCUCUGGUUCCUCAGUGUCUCUGGUUCCUCUGUAGGAGGAAGAGUCCCCUCCUGUUCCAGAGACUUCCUCCCUGCUGCCCAGAGAGUUCAGUCUGUUCAGGAUCACAGCUGAUAAAUAAUUGUAACCGUGUUGUACUUAUUAUGUGUUUUCACUUAUUGUGAUUCUUUAUUAUUAAUAAUGUCUUCCUUCUUUGUUAUAUUUGAAUAUACAGUCUACUCUUUUCACUUUAUCUGCACUUUACUUCUUUUGAUUUCCACUUUUUGGGACGAAUAAAGGAAUUCUGAUUCUGAAAAUAUGCUUUGCUUCAGAUUCAAUAUCUUCGCUGUGAUUCAGGAAAGUGCUACAAACAUCACUUCACACAAAAAUACAGAUAGAAAUCAAACAAUCCAAUAUAUACUAAAGGACAGUAAACCAAAAACAUUGUUUAAAACAGGAGAGAUUACAAAAUAUGCAUGAAUAAAUAAAUGUUAAGGUAAAAUAAGAUAUGAAUGAACAACCUCAGACCCAGUGCCUGGAUACGGGUCCAGGUGCCUGGAUACGGGUCCAGGUUCUUGCUGUGCGGACUGAGGCUGGGAAAAGGAGUCUUUUUUCAUUCUGGUCCUUGGUCUUGGAAUGACCUUCAAUCACACCUCAAACUGACCGCACUUGUCUCAAUAGCAUGUUUUAGAUUGAAGUUGUCUGAAGUCCUUACCACCAGCUGCUCUUGCAGUAAUAAGUCGUGCACCUU
Molecule: messenger RNA, 4275 nt
Organism: Gymnodraco acuticeps
Lineage: Eukaryota; Metazoa; Chordata; Actinopteri; Perciformes; Bathydraconidae
Product: NACHT, LRR and PYD domains-containing protein 4E-like
Exons: 11
Coding region: 46-3582 (1178 amino acids)
Molecular function (GO): protein binding
Source: RefSeq, a predicted model, not a curated record